AUGAUUAGGCGUCGAGAAAAUAUUGCCAACGCGUCAAAGAUUCAUCUUCUGGCUGGAAAUGUGCACACGAAAGGGCACGACUGGGGUCUUGUCUGCUCGCAGACCUACAUGCUCCGCAUAUCCCAGGUCAUGCACAUGACAGGUCUCUUUAUCGGUGCCCCAACGUGUGGAAAGUUAGCGGACAUGUACGGUCGCCUGAAGAUUCUCUACAUUAGCCUGGUGCUCCUCAGCAUAUUGAGUUUUGCAGUUGCUUUUGCCCCUGGCAUAUACGCCUUCUGUGGGCUGACUUUUCUCCAAGGGAUCGCCUGUCAAGGCUGUGGACUCACCUCUUACACAGUCAUUCUAGAAUCGGUCGGCGCAAAGUAUCGAGCACUUGGUGGCAUUCUCGAACAGCACCAAGAGCCAGAGGCAGCGUGGUGUUUCGUGAAUGUAUUUAUAGCUCUCAUUGAGUACAUUUGCUUUGAGCGUCUUGAAGUUCCUCAUGACUCCGCAGAAACAUCAGAAAAUUACUCACCGAAGGCAAUUUUUACCAACAGGACACUGCUUGAUAAGUCGCCCAGAUGGCUACUAACUAAGCCCGAUCGACGACAGCACGCGUUCGCCAACCUCGCCUACAUGGCCCGAGUGAAUGGACGCCUAGAUGGCCUAAAUUCGCCAGAGACGGUUGCUCGCCUCAGUAGUCCGUUGCACUCUGAGCCCUCCGCAGAAGUUAACUGUGAUCGCAGUGGACGUUCCUCGAUAUCUCAGGGUAGCGAACCGGCCUCGGAGGACAGUGUCUCGAUUCCACUGGUCGGGACAGCUUCGGAUGCUGUGCCCUUGCAUGUCGCCAAUGAAGACACCCUCACACUACUAAAGCACCCGCUCUUGCGUAGGUGGACUCUUAUCUUCUGUCUAUGCUGGUAG
Molecule: messenger RNA, 903 nt
Organism: Dibothriocephalus latus
Lineage: Eukaryota; Metazoa; Platyhelminthes; Cestoda; Diphyllobothriidea; Diphyllobothriidae
Source: the annotation of a GenBank genome assembly